Messenger RNA from Zeugodacus cucurbitae (melon fly), 1707 nucleotides. RefSeq names its product katanin p60 ATPase-containing subunit A-like 2. Bases 180 to 1610 code for a protein of 476 amino acids. Gene Ontology annotation, molecular function: ATP binding; ATP hydrolysis activity. The transcript has a single exon. Lineage: Eukaryota; Metazoa; Arthropoda; Insecta; Diptera; Tephritidae. The record is from RefSeq and is a predicted model, not a curated record.
GACAACAAACAAACAACUCACACGCAGUUCUGAACACUGCCGGCUUCAAAAAAGAAAGUUUAGUUGACAGAAAAACUCAAAAAAGUCAAAUAUUGAAUUCAAUAAAAAAAGUAUUUAAAAUUUUUUGUAAACAGUUAUAAAACUAAACUAUAUUUUGUCAUUUGAAAAAAAAAAAAGAAAUGAUGCGAGAAGACGAUAUACGCAAUGCCUCAGCGCGGCGUCGAAACUUGUUAUUUCUCACACAACGGUUUCUUGCCGACUUCGGCUUCUACCAGGCGGCUGAGGCGUUAAAGAAUGAAGCGCGACUGCCAGCCGAGGAAUAUGAGCUUUGCGACAAUAUCGAUUUGGAUAGCAUUUACUUGGAGUACGCUAGCUAUUAUCACCUAAAAUUCGGCAAGUAUCCGAAGAUUGUGCGUAAGCUGAAGCCAACCGUGAAAGUGGAGGUGAGUUCGAAAACUAAAUCGAAGACAAAAAACACGCUGACGCACACAACGAGUGCAACGCAAGCUGAGCUGCCACCAGUCGAGCCAGUGUCAAAUCCAGGUGAUUUAGAAUUGACUGUGAAGAAAGUGGAGAGCUUGAGCACUAUUGGUAGCGCUACCACUUUAGUGCCCACUUCCAGUAGUAGUACCACCAAUAUUGUUGGCGAUGAGAAUCGCACAGCAGCGCUUAUACGUUUGCAAGAGAUCGAACACCCGGCUGGUACUGGCACCGCAGCUGAUGGACUGCUGAGUCAGCAGGAUUGGCAGAAUUUGGCUGAGCUCGUGAAAACAACAAUAAUGCGUGACGAACUGAAACUCAGCUGGACGGAUAUGUGUGGUAAUGCGAGCGCCAUGGAAGUAGUUAAGGAAGCCGUGCUCACACCGCUCAAGUACCCGCAGCUCUUUGCGAACGGGUUGCGUCCGUGGAAGUCGGUGCUGUUGCAUGGUCCACCCGGUAGCGGUAAAACGCUGCUCGCGAAAAUACUCUACGCCGAAACGCGCAAUCAGGUGACCUUCUUCAAUGUGACCAGCAGUGUGGUGGUGUCGAAGUGGCGCGGUGAGUCCGAGAAAAUAAUGCGUAUACUCUUUCAUAUGGCACAAAAGCAUGCGCCUUCGGUCAUUUUCUUCGAUGAAAUCGAGGGUCUAACAUCGCGUCGUGACCGCCCGAGCGAUCACGAGUCAUCGAAACGUUUCAAAAAUGAACUGUUGCAGCUGCUAGAUGGCAUGGAACAGCAAACGGGUGGUGUAUUUAUUUUAGCGAGCAGUAAUCUGCCGUGGGAUAUCGAUGAUGCCUUCCUGCGGCGUUUCGAAAAGAAGCUUUUGGUACAACUACCGAACCCUAUAGAGCGCGCUAUACUCAUCGGCAAGCAACUGCCCAUAACGCUGUCAGUUUCUAAAGAACAAAUUGAGCUGUUAGUGCGCAUCUCAGAGCAUUUCACGGGCGAUGAAAUACGGUUGGCUUGUAAAGAAAUUGCCAUGCAAAUAGUGAGACGUGCCACACGCGCUUGUAAACCCAAUGAAAGGACAGAGGAAGCGGUGCCUUUGCAGCGAGCUUUCGAGCAAAUCAAGCCAUUGAGCCUUAAAUUGAUGAAACGUCACUUGCAGUGGCAAGAGGGACAUGGCUCGUAAGUAGUCGCCAGCUGUGUAAGUUUUUGUAAGACUUUAGCAUAUUUGUGAAUCAUAUUUAUUUUGUGAAAUUGGUGUAAUAAAAAUAAGUUCUAUAUUA